UCGAACAAGCAGAAGGGAGGAGCAUGUCUAAAACCAAACAAGCCUCCACACCCUACACAGUCUCUGGGAAGUUCCUCCGCAUUCCUGCCCCAAAGACACUCACACCUAAAUAUAAUACACAGAAGCUGGGAGAACGCACACACACUGAGGCUGGGACUGCUGUAGGACGUGGAGACCAGAUCCUCUUCAUCAACUCUCUGCCAGGUCUCACCAUGAGUAAGGCAGGAGGUGAUGAAGGUGAAGGUGCAGCCGGUGGUAGCAGCAUCAGCAGCACUGCAAAAGACCAGCAGCCGGCAGAUAAGGAUGUAGAAGGAAAGCUGCCAGGCAAACAGAGCACCUCCGCCGUUGGACCCGGCUGGACUAAGGUCACCUGCCCCUGCUGUGUGUCAGAACAGGUGGAGCCUCUGGUUCUGGUAAAGCUCGGGGCCAAGGUUCGGCCCGAGACAAAGAGGUGGCUCAUCAAACUGAUAGGAACUCCUCAUAGUGAUGGAGGCGCCGCCCUGCUGGCCCACCCGGGCGAGGAUACAGCCGGUGACAUCAUCGUGGUCUCCGCUCCACGUUGUACGCUACUACAAGGCACUGAAGAGUUAGGCCUUUGCAAACUAUACAGCGACGGGGACAUGGCGGCUUUCUCCCACAAUGACAAAGACAACUUUAAAGACUCAGACAACAUGGAGGCGUUCCUGACGCUCGCGGAACGCCAGUACAUAGUAAAGUACGGGCUGGAGAACAUGCGCACACAGAGGGAAGUGAAAGUCCCCGGUCUGCCUGACAGCUUCCUCCUGAAGAGCAGAGACAACGUCUGGCGGAAGCUGGGCUCGGCCGGUGUGAUUGCAGACAUGACUCCGCUCCACAGCCGGGCCAAGCUGAAGGCCCUGGGUAAAGCCUGGUACUCUGGGAGUCAGCUGAGUCAGCCGUUGGAUUCAGUCAAUGAGUAUUUUGGAAGCCCUGUGGGCUUCUACUUCAGCUUCCUUGAUUUCUACACGUGGUCUCUGCUCCCACCAGCCAUAUUAGGCCUGUCUCUCACCUUCUACUCAGGCGAGGCGCAGAAGGAGAUGGAGUCGGUCUCAGGCUCGCGUGUGGACGAGGAGACGCAAACAGUGUUGAGCGGUCAUGUGAUCCAGGCUGUGUUCAGUAUGAUCUGGUCCACUGUGGUCAUGGAGCUCUGGAAGCGGCGCAGCGCCACGCUGUCCUACCGCUGGGGGACCCUCAACCUGAGCGAGCGCUUUGCAGAGCCUCGGCCGGGCUUCCACGGCCAGCUGGGGCUCAACCCGGUGACUGGCCGCAAGGAGCCCCUCUUCCCCGGAUGGCAGAGGGACCUGCGGAUGGCGCUGGUGUCGGUGCCGGUGGUGGGGCUGUUUCUAGGGCUGGUGGUUCUGGGAAUGAUCUGUUUCUACUGGGGGGAGGCCCACAUAAAACAGUUGCACAAAGACUGGAACUCCCUGGUGUCUCAGACGUUGCUCUACUUGCCCUCAGUGGUUCACAUUGUCUAUACAAACAUGCUAGCCACCGUUUACAGGACAGUGGCUCAGUCUCUUACUGAAUAUGAGAACCACAGAGAGGAAUCAGCCUUUGAAAACCAUCUAACAGCCAAAGUCUUGGUGUUUACCUUCUUCAACAACUUUGCCGUGCUCUUCCACAUCGCCUUCUUCAAGCAGGAUGUGCCUUUACUUCGUAAGCGCCUGGCCUCUUUGCUCAUAGUGAGCCAGGUUGUGAACCAGGUGACUGAGGUGGUGGUACCCUUCCUGGUAGACCGGUACAUCAGCACCCCGCUCAGAGCCGAGACUGAAGAUGACCCACAGGAGGAUAAGUUCAGGAACCAAUGCAGCCUGCCCGCUUUCCCUGGCCUGUUCGCUGAGUACAUCGAACUCCUGGUGCAGUUUGGGUAUUUGAGUCUUUUCUCCUGUGUGUACCCUCUGACGGCCGUGUUGCUGCUCAUCAACAACGUAACAGAAAUCCGAACAGACGCCUACAAGAUGUGCAAGCUCUUCCGCAAACCCUUCGCCCCCCCCGUGGCCGACCUGGGCGUGUGGCAGACAGCUUUCGAGGUCCUGAGCUUCGUCUCCGUCGUGUCCAACUGCUGGCUGCUGCUCCUGUCGCCACAGUUACAAGCGCUGUAUCAAGACACCAGUUUGAGCAGUGUAAACAUUUUCCUGGUGGCAGUGAUUGUAGAGCAUAUACUGAUCUUGGUCAAAGUCACUCUGGCCUUUUUGAUCCCUGAUGAGCCGGAGUGGAUCUGGCAAAAGAGAGCGCGCAUCGAGUACAAAUCUAUGCAGGCCCUGAAGCAGCAGACACUGCAGUCCUGAUUUCAAGUUUCAAGUGUUGGCGUGUUGCUAUUUUCACCCUGUGCUGGGACGCUACUAGCAGCAGAUACAGCAUCGCCUUCAGUGUUCAGUGGACCUCAGAAGGAGGGAGGAUGCCCAGUGCUCACCUCUGAUCCUGCUCACAUUUAUUAAUACCACAUAUACUGUAAAUGGCCUGAUGGGUACAGGGUCCAUGUGCUGAUGCCCCGUAAGGAAAUUACUACAGAUUGAAAGAACUUGGUUGCGUAAAUUUAACAAGGGCAAUGACGGUGUGAAAAAUCAUCACGGUUACUGUGAUGAUUUUAAAUAUAAAGAGACUUUUUCCUGAAGAAAUGUGUAUUCAGGGAUGUAUGCUCAGUGCUACCACCUACAGUAGCCACAGGAUUCAUGACAGUAUCAUCACUGGAGAGAUCAUGACAAAGGAAACACAUUUUCUCAGCUCAGCUGUUUUGAAUUUAUGGCCCAUUUGAUUCUCCCUUCCUGCUAUUUAUCAUUUAUAGGAAAAAAAAACUCUAAUAAACCUGCUGUCAAUCCAAUAAGGACUGGUAUCCUCAGUGGUAUAGAUAACGUGCAGCAACUGUAAAUGACUGUUGCUAAUGUUGCUCCAUGUUUGUUGUGGCUUUUGUGGUUCAUUUGAUUAUACAGUAACAUACACCAGGGCUGUGCCCUAAGUGGACAAACAUCUGCUAUUUCAGACCUUAAGAAAGAAGUAUUGUGCUGAGCUGGGAUAGCUAAGGGCAAUUAGCGUGACAGUGAUCUCAAAAAUGAAAAAGCUUAUUUUAAAAUCGCUUAACUUUUGCUUUUCAGAAAUUAUUCUACACAUCAAAGGAACAAAAGGGGGUCAAAUGAAAUGAAUAUCUGGAAGGUAUAGAACAUAUUUUAUAUCUAUUCCUGCUCUAUUGAUGAUACUGUCAUUUGCUUAACAUAAUCUGCAAAAUCAUUUUUGUGCCAAUAUUUAAGAUAGAGAGCAACCAAAGAACCACUUUGUGCUUGGCAAUAUAUUUUAUACCUUUUUAAUAUGUCCUCACUACCUGUGAUCUGUGCUGCAACAACCAAUGUUCUGUAAAGGCCAAUACUCAAAAUCCUAUAGUGGUAUUGUGCUGAAAUAAUAGGAAAUUUAUGCAAACAGAGUGACUUGGGAAUUCAACCCUUUUAUCCACAGUUCAUUAAUAAUUAAUAAUGCUGCCGACCACCAGGGAGCACUAUACAUCCAUGUAAAGUAUGUUUAGUUUUAGCAAGUCUGCACAAGGAUGCAAAGGUGCUGAUAGAUGGUGAGGCUUCAGAUGCAUAUUAUUACUCCUGACACUCAUCAUAAAACUUGUGUAUGACGGCCUGUAAUGAAUUAUUGGACAUAAACCUUUGGUUUGAUGUGGAUCCAGGAUUUCAGUUGAGAGCUGAUAAUGCUAGUUGUCAUUAAAUAAACUUGGUUGGUUGUUGUUCCA
Betta splendens (Siamese fighting fish) is the source of this 3745-nucleotide messenger RNA. It is a transcript of the gene ano10b, whose product is annotated as anoctamin 10b. Lineage: Eukaryota; Metazoa; Chordata; Actinopteri; Anabantiformes; Osphronemidae. The transcript is spliced from 16 exons. Gene Ontology annotation, cellular component: plasma membrane. The record is from RefSeq and is a predicted model, not a curated record. Bases 24 to 2306 code for a protein of 760 amino acids. Gene Ontology annotation, biological process: chloride transmembrane transport. Gene Ontology annotation, molecular function: chloride channel activity.